Penicillium samsonianum is the source of this 1413-nucleotide messenger RNA. RefSeq lists its product as uncharacterized. The record is from RefSeq and is a predicted model, not a curated record. The coding region runs from base 1 to 1413 and encodes 470 amino acids. Lineage: Eukaryota; Fungi; Ascomycota; Eurotiomycetes; Eurotiales; Aspergillaceae. The transcript is spliced from 2 exons.
AUGACAACUGCACAGCCGGUGCAUCACUCUGGCCCCGAUAGUGGUAUACCCGGCCAUCUCGUCAACCAUCUUCCUCGCUAUCAUCCCAUUGCCAUGAAUCCGAAUCCGCCUCCACACCAAAUGCCACCUCCGGAGCAGAUGGUGCAGAGCCACCAUUUCCGUCAUUUCGCGCCGCCCAUGCAUGAACAUCAUCCCCCGCCGGGAGUACCACCUGUACACAGUCCAGCUUCUUUGGAACAUAUUGAAGCUCGACUCCGGCAUCUAGAGCACGAGGAAAUGGCCCGGAAUGCAACCCGUAGUCGCAUUUUAGCAAUGCGUAAGCAUGAAGACGAGGAAUUUCGGUCAAUGACGGAGCGAGCCGAAGCAGAGGAAGAGGACCUUCGAAGACAACGCAAGAAGUUAAAGAGAGAGUCCAUGGGCCUGGGGCUCAAUGCCGCGGGUGACUCGCCGCCUCUACGGCCCACACCACCUCGCCGAUUAUCAGAGACCAGUGCAGCAACAACAUUGGCUUUCUUCAAACAGCAGAGUCCCCCCGAGCCCCGUCAAGCACCUCUUCCACCUUCAUCUCAGGCACCACCCCCCUCGAUGCCACCACCCCAUAUGCACGCCCAACCUCAUCAUCAAGCUCCCCCGCCUCCCCCACCAUCUCAACAUCAACACCCAAUGCUUCCCCAUGAGUCAAUACACAGCGCGGGCUCCAUCCGCCGCAAGCAAAAAUACACCAUCAAAAAUGUAGAAGCAUGGGGCGAACGCCACGGCCGCCCAGCAGCCCACGACCCAUCCGGGCGAGCGUUGUGGAAGCGACCCUCUGACGGAAGUCUAGUAUAUCUCACCUGCCCGAUCCACGGCUGCGGGAAAUCCGACUUCGUCACCCUGCACGGCUUCAUGUGCCAUCUCACCAAGAAACACAAAGACCGAACUCUGGGCAGCCAGUCCCGCGCUCUCGAAGUCUGCGGUGUAGUCUACGACCCGAACGCUCCGCUCCCGCCAGUCAUGAACAGCCACCGGGCCUCAACAGAAGGAAGCCCAUUGGGCUCUAUUGCCAUGGACCACGACGGCGACCGGCACUACGAGGACAUGGACUCGGAUUCCGAGGGCGAGCUCGAACGCGAAGGCUCCUACCAAGUGAAAACCGAAGUUCUAGAUCGGUUCAUGCCCGACGCAGAGGGUACGCCCAUCGAGUCUGCUGCGGCAACACCACCAAAGCAUGUAGUCAACGGAUCAACCAAGCAGUCCAUCUCGUCUAUUAUCGACCGCACACCUGAAACAGAAAGAGAGGUGUUGGCGACACUUCCACCAUCAGAGUCUGGUAUCCAGGGUCCAUCACCUACACCGACUGAGUCGUCUGUGCCGUCGAAGCGCAAGUACGAAUUCUCGCCGCCAGCGGCGGAAAAAGAAAAUGCGGAGCCUUAG